Molecule: messenger RNA, 3069 nt
Organism: Lodderomyces jiufengensis
Lineage: Eukaryota; Fungi; Ascomycota; Pichiomycetes; Serinales; Debaryomycetaceae
Exons: 1
Coding region: 1-3069 (1022 amino acids)
Molecular function (GO): nucleic acid binding
Source: RefSeq, a predicted model, not a curated record
AUGAAAGCACCUUCACCAUCUUAUUCAAAUUCAAGUAAAAUAUCCAAAUCUUCAAGUGAAAGUCUUGAGUCUCAACCUAUAUCACUGGGAACUGAUUAUACAAUUGAAGAAGAUAAAUAUCAUUCAUCUUCAUCUUCAUAUAGUAGUAACAACAGCAAUAACAACAGGAAACAUAAAAAUUAUAGUAGUCGACCAGCUAAGAACCACAAUUAUAAUGAUGAAGAUUUUAAAAAUUAUAAUAUGAAUAAUAAAGAAUCAUCACAACCUAGUCUUUAUGAAAAACAAAAUCAUCAAUUUGAUGAUACUGAAAAUCAACAUUACCAACAAAGAAGACCAAGCAAUAGCAACGAACAACAACCCAAAAAUGAUUUAAUUGCCUCAUUAAACGAAUUCAUAUUUAUUGAAUCAAACACAAAUGAUCUUGGUUAUUGUAAUUUUCCAGUUGUACUUAAGAUCCAAAUUGAAUCUCAACCAUUUGAAGAAGAAAUUAAAGAUCUUGUAUCUGAAUACCCAAAAUUAUCAAUUGUUGAAGAAUUUAUCAAUACACUUAAAUAUUUUAUUAUCAAUUUCAAAUCAAAAUCAAGUCUAGAUGAUUUCAUAUAUAGGUUAUAUGAUGAAAAAAUUCCAUUCGAAUUGGAUUAUUCUAAAUUUGUCUCACAUCCUGGAGUACUAUUUAUUAAAAACUUAUCGAGUGAAUUAAUAUUUGAAAUGGAUCAAAAUGAAAGUUUUAAUGGUUCGACUGAAUUUUUAACUAUCACACCUAAAUCAAUCAAUAAUAAUAGUAACAAUGAACAACAUAAAUUGUAUGAGUUUUUGAUUGACAAUUGUUAUUUUAAAUCUUUACAAGAAUUAAAAAUUUUCAACAACAAUGAUUUGAAUAACAAGAAUAACUCUGACAGUAAAUUAUCAAAUUCAAAUAAUACAAAUGCUUCAUCAUCAGCUUUUGCAAUUGUUAAAUUUUCAAAUUAUUUGGAUGUUGAUAUUUUGAUUGAAAAAUUUAAUAGACAUACUCCAAACAUAUUCAAUGAAAACCAAUCAAUACCAUUGUUCUUGAACAAAUACCUCAAUAAAAGGGAAAGAUCAUCUCCAUUUGGUAAUAAAGGUAUAAUUCAAAGUUCAAAUAAUAACAUUCAAACUAAUUUAUUAUCAAGAUCUUCAAUAAAUUCAAAUAAUUUAGUUAAAAACUCCUCAAAUGAUAAUUUUAAUUUAAUAAUAUUGGAAAAUUUGAAUAAUUUCUUAUCAAUUGAUGAACAUAAUAAGAUGACUUUGGAAAAAUUUAUUGAAUUCUUAGAUGUAUUUCAAAAAUUCGGUAACAUAAUUGAAAGUAUUUAUUUCCCAUUUGUUCAAGAUGAUCAAGAAGCUAAUAGUGGUGCUGAAAAUCCGACUUUAAAAAAUGUCAAGUUUUUUGAUUUUGGGUACAUCAAGUUCAAAUCAAAUGUUAAUUUGAUGGAUAAUACUUUGAGAAUAUUGUACUAUUUGAAUGAUUUAAAAUAUGAUGAAUUUAUGUCAUUGAAUAUUAAGGAUUUACCUUCGUUGUUGGAAGAUAAAGAUAUUGAGUCAACAAAUGAUAACAAAAAAUUAAAUGGCGAAAAUCAUGAAACUGAUAGUGGUGAUGAUAACGACAAAAACAAUGAAAACGAUAAUAAACCUGUCAGUAAUGACAAAUUAUCAAUAACUAUAGCUCAACAUAAACACAAUCAUUAUUUAUUCAGUCAAGCAAAUCAAUUUUAUUUAUCAUAUAACAAUGGAGCAAAUUUACAUUUGAAACAAAAUCAACAACAAUUAAAUCAAACUGACCAACAAUCACAAUCUAAUCAAUUAAAUAUUCAUAUUAAUUAUCCAAAUCCAAUACAUACUAUAAAUACCUUUUUAAGAAGUUUAAAUUAUCAAGAAACUAAUAUUUAUGUGAAUAAUUUAUCAAUAGUUUUUGCAAAUGAUGAUUUAAAUUGGGAAAAAUUUUGGAAACAAUUUGGUGCUAUAAAAUCUGCAAAAAUUAUUAAGCCUCAAUUUUAUAAUCAACAACAACAAUUAAAUAAACAAGAUGGUAGUACUGAGCAAUUGAAUAAAGAUUCAGAGGAUAAAGAUUAUGAACAAAUUAAGGAUGAUAAAGUUGGUAGAGAGUCAGAGGGUUUAAAUGACGAAGGUGAUGAAGAAGAAUCUGAACAAAAAUCUGGUCGUAUUGGUUUCAUAUUUUAUGAAUCAUUCAAGAUGGCGAUUAGAGCUAUAUUGAUGACAAAUAAUAAGAUAAUUCAUAUAGAUAACUUCAAUCCAAUGAUUAUUCAAUCAUCAUUUGCUAUUCAAAAAUCAAGUAACAACAAUAAUAAUAACAAUAAUAGUGUCAAUACUAAUUUUAAUCAUAAUAGUCAGCACUUGGCCAAUAACUACAAUUCACCAUAUAAUAACAAUACUGGUGUUAGUCAUUUUAAUUAUAAGUAUAAUUUGCCAUUAAAUUAUCUUCAUUUGAAUAAUCAUCAACAAACUCCGUUACCACACCAUGUACCAAAUCAUAAUCAUUAUUCAAAGUAUAAUAAUUACAGUAAUCAAUAUACUCAGCAACAACCUUUAAAUUCACAACAACCUCAGCCAAAACCAGUGACUACUUCAAUAAAUCCAGCUUUUGAAUUAUCAUCAACUUCACUGAACAAUCCAACCCCAACUUCCCAAAGUUUGAAUAUAAACCCAAGUUUAAACCCAUCAACAGGUUAUAACAAUUCAAUUUAUUACACUUAUCAACCAAGUAUUCCAUAUUAUUACGGAUAUCAUCCAAAUCCCUACCAAUAUGGAGCGUCAACAAAUAAUUCAGUUUUAAACAAUUACAUUAUAUCAAAUGAUGAUCAAACCUACCCCAAAAUUGCUAAUUCUCAGACAAUUCCUAAAAAGAUCAAUGGAAAAGAAAAAGAAAAAGAUAAUAAAUCAAAACCUAUUCGUCAACAAUCCUUAACUAGUCAUCAUCCUGUUUUCACUAAUUAUUUAUUACAUGGACAACAUCAAAAUGGUUCUGGGGGAAAUGCAGGUUAUCCUUUACCUUAUUAUUUUGAACCUGGUCACUCAUCAAAUUUAAACCAAUAA